AUGAGUUGUCUGAUCCGCACGCCUGAAGACGUAUCAUUUCUCUGUGACAAGAAAAUUGUCGAGAAUUAUCUUGGAACUGAUGAGGAGGUUGUUCAUUUCUUCAAAAACCUUGGCAAAGGUGUGGUGUUUGAUAUUAAUAAGAGUUAUCUACGGAAUUCGUUCAAAGAGGUGAAUGAGUACCAUAGAAAUACGUGGCAUGUGCGAUGGGAAGGUUUUAGAUCCAAGUAUUUUGGUACUCCAUGGUCUUUCUUGUCUGCUGUAGCUGCUGUUAUACUCCUACUACUCACUGCAAUUCAGGCCUUCUUUGCAGUUUAUGGAUUGCCCAUCCGCCGAAACUGGGAAGUACUAGCCAUCUGGGGCUUGAAGAGUAGCAAUAAUGUUAGGAUGUUUGACACUUUUUUUGCACUAGUAUGUAUUUUUGCGUCUUUUAAUAUCUUCCCAAGCUGGAUGUGUAUAAAUAUGGUCAGCAUGGUCCCUAGCCAGCUCUGUGAAUGUUCUGAUUAUGAAAUCUCCUCUGUUUCCUCAGGAGUAUUCUGGAUAUUGUCCACUGUAAAAUGA
Molecule: messenger RNA, 558 nt
Organism: Prunus armeniaca (apricot)
Lineage: Eukaryota; Viridiplantae; Streptophyta; Magnoliopsida; Rosales; Rosaceae
Source: the annotation of a GenBank genome assembly